AUUCUGUUUACGUCCCACUUUGCAAUCAAAUACUCGCUCGUCAACGUCUGACAGGCUGACAAUCUACUCGUAACGUCAAUCGACAUUCAGGCCUCCCGCCUCACAGUCUCGUAUACACCGUCACGUGGAUGCAAUUACGCAAGUUUUGGCUGAGUCGCGUUUGAUCCUCCUAGGCAACUUUGGUCGGACGGGAAUGAUCUUGGCUACUGACCGUGCAUGCUUUCUUCCAGGAAUAACUCCGAUAAUGAUCGUUAGCAAGAAUAGUUAAUGGCUAUGCAAAAAUCUCUCUCGCACCCGCUCUCGGAGGUUCUGUAAGUACCGAUGCACUUGAGGAAAUCUGACAUCCAAUCUCUUUCGCCACUCGUAAACGCAAUCUCUCUUGGAUCGCAGUAUAUUGUACUAUCACAGAGCUCGAGUUGAAGCUCUUUUUAUUCCGCAACUCGAUGCCCGAGAACCACAACAAUUCGCAUGGCGAUUCGCGGAGUUCGUCAUCCUCCAGCAGGAAGUCCGAUGUUCGCCCGUUGAUAGACAUCGAUGAAAACAACGCGCAAGUGCAAAGCGUAACUAAUAGCGAAUCAACUGCGAUAGAGAAUGAGGACUCUGGUAGCAGUUCAUCAGCACGCAAUGGCGAUGUAGCAGGCGCUCUAUCAAGCCGAAAAGAUCACCGUCAACUGCUGCCUGAUCUCGAAGUAGAUCCAAACCUGCACGAAUUGGAGGUGGAAGCAGACCUUGAGGAAAUCGAACAAAUCGAGGCUGAAGAGAAGGACAAACCCAUUUCAUGGAGCUCGCUACCUCGAAAGGACCAACUCACUGUCCUUGUACUAUCACGUCUAUCUGAACCUCUCACGCAGACUGCGCUCGGUUCAUACAUCUUCUACCAGCUACAAUCUUUUGAUCCAAGCCUUCCAGAAUCGACAAUAGCGUACCAAGUCGGAAUUAUUCAUGCAUCGUUUCCUGCUGCGCAAUUCCUGACGGCCAUCCUCUGGGGGCGGUUCGCGGACUCACCCCAUGGAGGCAGGAAGCGAGUUAUUUUCAUUGGCCUCCUGGGUACAAUGCUCUCCAUGCUUGGGUUUGGAUUCUCACACAGCUUUCCUAUGGCUGUAGUGUUUCGAUGUCUUGGGGGCACUCUGAACGGAAACAUUGGCACAAUGCGAACUAUGGUCUCCGAAAUUGUCGUAGAGAAGAAGUAUCAAUCACGAGCCUUCUUGCUCUUACCUAUGACUUUUAAUAUUGGGGUAAUUAUUGGACCGAUCCUUGGCGGAUUGCUGGCAGAUCCCGUGGGCAGUUAUCCCUCCGUAUUUGGCCCAGGUUCUCCACUUGGUGGUAAAGACGGCGUGUACUGGAUGACAAAAUGGCCAUACGCACUUCCGACCGUCGUCAAUGCCGCAUUUCUCCUCUUUUCCUCUUUCAUGGUCCUGCUGUUUCUAGAAGAAACGAGCGAAUUGACAAAGCACAAGCCCGAUCCAGGACUUCGCAUUGGGCGUUGGAUAAGGCGACACAUUCUGCGACAAAAUAUUCCUGAUGAGGGUUAUGUUGCCAUCCCAACAGACGAAGAUGAUGCAGAUGCCGAACUGCAGCAAACGCCAGUAUCUGGGAAUCCCACUUCGAACCCUUUCCAGAAGGCCAAAAUUCGAAACAUCCUUCCCUUCAGGCGGAUCUGGACCAGAAAUAUGACUGGCAAUCUCGUAUCCCGCGCUGUAAUGAGUAUACACGUCGGAACUUUCAAUUCCCUCUGGUUCACCUACCUCUCCACACCUAGAUAUGAUCCCAAGAACCCCUACCCUCCGGGCUUCAAACCACACGGACUUAUCCAUUUCACCGGCGGACUCGCGCUCCCACCUCCACGCAUCGGGCUUGCCCUCUCCAUUCUUGGAUGCAUCGGCAUAAGCUUACAGCUCUUCAUCUACCCGCGACUCUCCCAUAAACUUGGCGCUGCUAGGUCGUAUAAGAUCUUCCUAGCCCUCUGCCCGCUCGCAUACGCUCUCACCCCGUUCCUCAGUAUAGUUCCCAGCUGGUCUUCCCCACCUGCCGGGGUAACAGGCCCAUUUAUUUGGAUAGCCAUCUGUUCCGUGCUCUUUGUUCAAACGCUGGCUCGGACAUUCGCGCUCCCGAGCUCUGCCAUCCUCAUUAACAACAGCUCUCCCCAUCCCUCGGUACUUGGCACUGUUCAUGGAAUUGCACAGACUGUGGGAAGUUUGUCUGGGACAUUCGGCCCCAUCAUGUUCGGUUGGACGUAUGGAAAGGGACUGAAUAUGGGGGUUGUGGGGUUGGCGUGGUGGUGUUUGGCUUUGGUGGCAGUCGUGGGAAGUGUAGCUGCCAGGUUCAUAUAUGAGGGUGACGGACAUGAGAUUCUGAUGGAGGGAGAAGUUAGAGGAGAGGAUGGGGUGGUUAGGACUGUUGGUUGAGGAUAACGGCUACAAGAAUUCAUUAUACUUGGACGACCAGGAUUCCAAUUUCAAUUCCAACACUUAAUUGACUUGGUUGCGAGAAGGAAAACAGAAAACGACCAGUAAGGAAAACUGCAUCAAAGAUACCUAGGUAGAUUUCAUGUAACGCAAAGUCACUUCUUUAUGUAUCAGACAUACUGAUUACGUAUUCCAUAG
This is a messenger RNA of Aaosphaeria arxii CBS 175.79, 2603 nucleotides long. RefSeq names its product MFS general substrate transporter. Bases 444 to 2405 code for a protein of 653 amino acids. The transcript is spliced from 2 exons. Gene Ontology annotation, biological process: transmembrane transport. Lineage: Eukaryota; Fungi; Ascomycota; Dothideomycetes; Pleosporales. The record is from RefSeq and is a predicted model, not a curated record. Gene Ontology annotation, molecular function: transmembrane transporter activity.